UAUUGAUUGAUUAUUUCAAAAAAUCUUAUUAGAAGUUACUGAAGUUUUUUAAAGAAGUUAUAUAAAUCACAUACAUUUUUAGCAAUUAAGCAAUCUUAAUUAUGAAAAUUUUAAUAGUAAAUGCUUACUCAGAUACUCCAAGCGGAUAGAAGCAAUUUUCAGAAUUUGAAAAUAUGAUUAAAUAAUAUUUCUUAAGAUAAAAGGAUUUAAUGGAUACUGAAACAGAAUUUUUUGUUUGCGAUAAAAACAAUAUAUGUGAUUUUCUAUAUGAAAUGAGUGGGAGCUUUGUUAGUAAGGAAGCUGCAAAGUCAUUUGAUUUUAUAGAUAUGGUUUUUAUUGAGGGAGAUGCAAAUUUAAGACCAUGGUCAGAUAAAGCUUCAUAAUUUCUUAUGUUUUUAAAAAACUGCUUCAAAACUAAUAAAAUUUUAUGGGCAUCUUAAUUUGCUAUGUAGGCUCUGAUUUAUUUAAUUGCAACAGACUUAGAGAGACCAGUUAAUAUUGUAAAUGGAGCUAAUGGUGAUCCUAUACAAAGCUUUAAAUCUAUUCAAAAGGAUUAUCCAAAUGGAAAAAUGGAUUACUUUUUAGAUAAUGUUUCGGGAGAUAUGUAUUAAUGGGAUAAUGAGAUAAAUUAAUGGAAACCUGUUCACAACACUGGACUUCAUUUUAGAAAGAAAGCAUAAGAAAGCUAGGAUUUGGGAAAGUUAGUUAUGAAAACUGAAAUAUACCGUGCUAACAUUCAUCAUAAAAAAACUUACACAAUAUUUGAAGCUAAAAAUACAGAAACUAUUUGCUAUAUUAAGAAAGCUUUGAUGAACCAUUAUGCACUUCUUGAUUUAGAAUUUGAAUUUCUUGUUCCGAGUAAAAAUUAAUGGGAUGCUCAUCCCAUAGCAUUUGUAAACCCACAAAAGACAUAUACUGUUUUAGCUGAUUCUAGGUUUACUGUUUAAAUUAUUGAACCGAAUCCUUAUACUUUGGGAUGUUAAUUCAAUGUAACAAAAAAAUAUCCUUAAACUGUUUAGGUUUUAUGCAAUUUUAUCAAACAUUAAUUGGAUAAAAUUAGAUAAGGAAAAAGAUCUAUCCCAAUAAAGAGUAUUGUAAAUAUGACAGAGGAAGACAACAAUAGCUUAGAAUCUAUUUUAAAAGCUAAAAAGCAAGAUUCAUAGUAAGAAGAAUAAAAAAAGAAAAAAAUAUAUCCUUGCUUUAGACAUUCUGGUUUUGCUAUUAAAAAACAUGAUAAGGUCGAUUUAAUGGUUGAAAAUAAUGCUGUACAUCGUGAUAGUGUGACUAAUCUUUAAGAAAUAGACCAUUUUAAUUCUAGAUCAAGUAAAUCUGGUAUUGGUACAAACAACAAUAUUCCUUCUUUAAAUAAUAUAAAUAUUGAAGAUUAACACAGCCAAGUUAAUUCUUCCAAGCAACACCGUCCUAUGACUGCUUUCUAAAAUGGUUCGAGCAAAUUUUAGAGAGGAAAUGAAUAAAAUAUAAAAUCUAUAAUGAAAAAUAGAAUAAUCAGUGCAAAGUCUACUGUUUAGUCUUAAUUUAUUUCAACCAGCUAAUAUUAAAAAUUUUAAGAUGCUUCUAAAUAAAGUAAGGAAUAGGAGCAUAAAUAUAAUUAAAAAGAUUUAAUAGAUGAAAAAGAUGCGUUUGUUAAAAAUUAAAGUGAAAUUAGAUUAAUGCUUCACCCUAAGCUAUAAAAAGAAGGGCUUCCUCAGAACGAAAAUAUAUGGGUGUCUGGGUCAAAUUUUUAAAAGGAUUUAAGCAAGAGUAACUAAUUAAGUGGAAUUAGAGCUUUGGAACAUUAAACAAUUAUAAAAGUGCCAUCUGUUGGCCCUAUGAAGAAGUUGUAGCUAAGGACACAAUCAGCUGCAUCAUUAAAAUAAUAGCCGCUUUAUACUACAUAAGAUAAAAACCACAAUCCAUUUGUUAAAUAAGAAAAUGUUGUAAUGCCAAGUAGGGUCAACCUGUAAUCAAGCUAUUUUGGUACUAAAUCUUAGUUGAGCAUAGCUGAAACAGAUAAAAAGAAGACUACAAUAAAUAAUUUAGAUAUUGGUUUUGAUGAAUGUAGAAAAAAGCCAAUUGUAAGAACGAGUGGACCUUAUCUUACUGUUUAAGAACAAGAGCAACUAAGAGAACUUGAAGCUAAAAAACUUAAUAUAGGUGACAGAAUAUUUCAUACAGGAUCUGUUAAAAAUUACAAAAUGCUAAAAAAUAUAUUAUUCGAUAGUGAAUACAAUCCACCAUCUAAGCAUUAAUACAGAGAAUUUAAUCCUGAAAAAUGGGUGUCAAAAAAUGCAUUUUUGUUGUGAUUCAUUAAAAAAUAAGAAAAACAUUAAUAGAUAAAUAAAUAAAUAAAUAAAUAAAUAAAUAAACAUAAUUUGUUUAAAAUAGUAAAUUUAUUAAUAUUCUCUAAUUGUUUAAAUACUAAUUUUCACUCAAAUACUUCAAAUUCAUUUGUAUUUAUAAAUAAGAAAAACAUUAACAGAUAAAUAAC
This is a messenger RNA of Tetrahymena thermophila SB210, 2488 nucleotides long. RefSeq lists its product as hypothetical. The transcript has 9 exons. Lineage: Eukaryota; Ciliophora; Oligohymenophorea; Hymenostomatida; Tetrahymenidae. The record is from RefSeq and is a predicted model, not a curated record.